AACCCAUUCAAAACUUCCGGCACACGUGUUUGACAGAUUCAGGUGUCCCAAAAGCAGUUGGAUAUUUCGUGUGCACGCUUAAUAACUGAGAAAUCGAAUAAGCUGGACGGACUGACGAUUAGGCAAAUUGAGUAAAAGCAGACCGCGCAAGUUAGCAUCACGCGAUCACAGGGGCAUCAGCUUCAGAUCGGGGCGACAUUUUUGGCGCUGAUACACUGAUAAGAUACGUGUGGUCUGUCGAAGAGUUGUGUGGAGUGACCACCCAAAUGGGUAAGCAGGGCAGGACUAAGGGACAGAAACAGGCUAGGCAGACGACGGUUAAUCAGUCAAAGGGCAAGGCCAAGAAGGAGACUGCAGUGUUUAAGGUAGCCGGCGUGAGAAAGGCCAAGACAAAGAUGGUCAGCAGCAGUCUUAAAAAGUUAAAUGUUCAAACAAAGUCUAAAACGGAAGAAGCCAACAAGAAGUUCGACAGACUCAAGGAAACAUUAGCGUCAACACAGGUUACAAAACCACCCAAGAAGGUUCAGUCGGAAAUGAAGGGACCGCCACCUGAUGUCAGUGAAGCCGCAGAGGAGUUUGCUAAACUUUAAAGAUAGCUGAAGGAACUCACAAUACCUUAGAAGUCUACAGUCGGAGCUUAUGAGAGGUCAAAAAUAACUAGAACAUGGAGAAAUCCUGAAAGCUCUACACAUGAACAGUUUCACUAAAUUUAUGAGAUCGACAAAACAUUUUGAAUUGAAGUUUCGAGCGUACUGGUGUCUGGAACACCAUGGAUGUUCCUGAAAGAAUUAUUGUUGUUGAUCAGUGAAAUUCAUCCUUAGACAAUGUCCUGGUAAUAUUAUAAAAGGAAGAACGGCCCUUCUUCGCGACGACUUUGUCUCUCCUCUUACUACAAUACAUGUAGAACUUGUAUGGCAGAUGUACAAAUGCUGAAAUUAUCAGUUAUACCAGAUGGCUGCAGAUUAUUGUUUUAUGAGAUUGCUAUGUGAAUGUCGAUUUUAUAUUAACACAUAAUAUAAAUAUAAUCAUCUUAUAUUC
Mizuhopecten yessoensis (Yesso scallop) is the source of this 1038-nucleotide messenger RNA. RefSeq lists its product as uncharacterized. Gene Ontology annotation, biological process: ribosome biogenesis. The record is from RefSeq and is a predicted model, not a curated record. The transcript is spliced from 5 exons. Lineage: Eukaryota; Metazoa; Mollusca; Bivalvia; Pectinida; Pectinidae. The coding region runs from base 267 to 590 and encodes 107 amino acids.